CGUAGAGGGCAGCAGUCAUGUUGUUACUGCAGCAGCUGGCCCGAAAACUAAAAAUAAGGAAGUUGUGAAAAAUCAUAAACAUAGUAAAGAAUGUCUUUAGAAUGGUCAAAAGAAAAAACAGAGGCUUUAGUAAGUCUUUAUCAACAAAACCAGUGUCUUUACGACCCAUCACAUUACUUGUACCGUGAUAGAAGUGAAAGAAAAAAGACCAUUUCAUACAUCGCUUCAGUACUCCAGACCUCGGAAAACAGCAUCACAAGUAAAAUCAAGAACAUACGAUCUCAGCUGUGGCGAGAGAAGUGGAAAGAACAGUAUCGGGAGUUAAGCGGUACAGAGGACCGUGGAAGCUGGUGGUUAAAAGAUUCCCUCCAGUUUCUGCAACCGUUCUUGGUCCUCAAACCAGCAACAUGUUGUCUGCCGUUGGAAGAUGGACAAGCAUUGCAAAGUGCAGUGUCUCCUGGAUCUGAGCCUGACAAAGACUUAAUGCAGACUAGCAAUAUUGACUUCCACCAUCAAACCAACUGUCAGCAUACUGUUAACAGGACGGACUUUCACAGUCCAUCUCUUCAAGUCAGCAAUCCCACCAGUGGUCAGGCAAAUAUGGAAGUUCUUCAUAAUGAUGAACAAGAGAACGAUGUAUCUGGAGGAGAUAGUGAUCAAUUUAACCAGCUUGAAGAAAUUGAAAGGAUAAAAGAUGACACUGAAGAAGCCUCACAAGAUAAUUCAACUGACACUAGAAAUGAUCCAACACGAUUCAUCUCAAACUAUCCAACAGGAAUUUUCAGGAAUGAUUAUCUGUUUGAUGGCAGAAGCCAAAAAGCUAGAUAUAAACAAAUUGGUCCAAGAUCAAAUCAGAGAAUGGCAGAAAAGUGUAAUGAACCUGGAAAUAUUGUGCCAGAAGGACGGUCACAAAUCAUUGAUGAAAAUAUUAAUAAUUGUUUUCGGUAUGUAAAUUCUGAUUCAACAUCAGCUAAUAUUUUGACAGAAUUGCAAUUGAGGAGUAAACAAAUAUUAAGCGAACAUCCGUCAACAUCCGCUUGCGAUGGAUCUCAUCCUGAGAGGUUAAGUCAACAAACUACUUAUCCAGAGUUUAGCCAAAGAAUUCCUGAUGCAGAAAUAGCAGCAUCACCUAAAAGAAACAUUGAAAGAGAUUCAAGAACUCUUCAGCAUACUCGUAAUCAAAGGAAGCGGCUUGGAAAUUCUGUGAGAAGAGUAGUUGAAAAGUACACCGGAAAAGCAGAUACAACCCGUCACAAAAAAUCCAAACCUGCGGAAAAAGACACCGAAUGCUCUUGUAAAUGGUCACGUAGCAAUACCCACGAUGGGUAUGAUGGUAGUAGUAAGUGUAGUGGUGGACAUUUACUAGUACAAGCAGUGUCAUGCCUUGAGAGGGUCUCUGACAGACUUGCUGUGGAGGACCAAUGCAGUGUGUUUGGUAAACAUGUAGCUAAUGAACUGAGGUCAGUUACAUCUCUGGAAGCUCAGAGGUGGGCCCGGAUGAAAAUUCAAAAUAUAUUGUACGAAGCGCAAACUUUUGUAAAUCCAAGCAGCUCUGUACCUAGAAGUACAGUGCAUGCUGACAUAUCUGAUAAUAGAAAUUCCUCUACCAAUAAUGGUACAGUCCAAUCAACCAGUGUUGACUGAACCCCUUCUUACAAAAUUCAAUGAUUAUCAGAGCGCCACCAUGGACAGAUAUUCGAUCAAUUUAAGUUAAUCAUCGUAGGAUCAUCAAUGGAAAUUUCAACACAUCAUAUCAACCCAUUCAUUGUUGCUGCUGUACUAGAUAAAAUAUUAUAGGAGUGAUAUUUUCCAAUACCUGAUGUGAAGACUCAGUACGUUGCGAAUAGAUUUUGCAAGCGAGUUGGGUAAGAAUCGAAUCCACGACCUCCAGAUAACUAGCCUGCUGGUGUAAUAACUACUAGACCACUGAGCUUGCACUUAGUGGCUAGUGUGGAAUCUGAUCCCCCAAUGAGCUGUCACUGGCUAAAGCUAGGGACCCCCAGACCCUAAGGGGCACUGGGAUGUUCAUCAGCAAUUUGCAUUUUGCAAAAAUAGUACGAGCAGGGUCUUUUAAUGAACAUGUUAGAACAUCUACUGUUAAUGCACUCCUAAAACGGCAUAAACACCGAAGUGAGGGCUUGUCCCUCCCUCAGGGCUAUCUACUUUGAUGCAGCCCCUGGGUAGUAGGAGCCCUAGAAAUCUUAGCCAGUGGCCAAGGCCACUUUGUUACGCCGCCACUGGAAGGAAAGAAGCGUACGCCUACAGUAAUUUGCAUUAUGAAAAUUCUAGCAAGCUAGAUAAUGCAUCUGAUGAAUCUUUAUUUAUUGUCGCAUACAUCCAAGCUCGCAUUUUUUUACGGUGGGCUUUGUGAAUAAUUCAGAAGAUGUAAUUAUGCAACCAUUUUAGUAGUUGCGGAAAAAAUUGUAACGAAGAAUUACAUGAAAAGUGAACAAAUUUUAAGAAUAAAUGGGCCUUUAGUUUACAUUCUAUCUUUGUGUACUACACAGCACUUUUAAAUCUCAAUUAUACUGCAUAUCACAUUGUAACCAAUAGCCAGACAUAGAGCUUGAGAUGUUACAAUUUUAUACAGCAUAAACGUUUGUUUGAAUUAUUUGAAUAUGAACCAUCCAAAUAUGAUUUCUGAUCAGUAGAAGGUGCUACUGUACAAUAGAUGACUUUUUGGUUCAUCUGUUCUUACUGUACAUUGCGUAAUUCUGUUAUUUUACAAGUAUGUAUUUAAUAAUGUUAUUUUGUGUUAUAAAUAGUAACGUACCUUAUUAUUUAUUUUAUUUAUUUAUUUUAUGUAUGGUCAAUAGCCUAUACAUUCUAUACACAAAACGAUGUUUAUUAUUAUUAUUGUUAAUAUUACAGUAUUGGUAUUAAUGUUACUGUAUUAUGUUUACUAAAAUUAUUCAUAUAUAAUUUAUUAUCACAGUCACUGUGUGAAUAUUAUUACAGUAUUGGUAUUAAUGUUACUGUAUUAUGUUUACUAAAAUUAUUCAUUUAUAAUUUAUUAUCACAGUCACUGUGAUUAGUAUUCAGGCACAAAUGCCAGAAACUAAAUGUUGUACACAUUUUAUUUUAUGUAUUGUCUAACUACUUGUGAAAUCAAAGUGUUACUGUUUGUAAUCUCAGUAGUACAUGUUAUUGAGUAUAGAUUGCAAUAAAAAAGAAAUCAU
Messenger RNA from Anneissia japonica, 3179 nucleotides. RefSeq lists its product as uncharacterized. NCBI's taxonomy places the organism in Eukaryota, Metazoa, Echinodermata, Crinoidea, Comatulida, Comatulidae. The record is from RefSeq and is a predicted model, not a curated record. The coding region runs from base 91 to 1644 and encodes 517 amino acids. The transcript is spliced from 3 exons.